GCUCCGCGGCAUGUGGGAUCUUCCCGGACCAGGGCACGAACCCGUGUCCCCUGCAUCGGCAGGCGGACUCUCAACCACUGUGCCACCAGGGAAGCCCGAUGACCAUUUUUUGUGUAUAGAAGUGUUAACUGAUUCCGUGAGUAUCUUGCUUCAGACUUUAGCCCUAGGGGGACCGGGAGGAGGGCUUGAAAGGGUGGGGGAGGCCCGGGUGGUGGCUUUUGUUGGAAACUGCUGGCCUGUCCACGAGGCUGAGCUCAUCGGAUCCAUGCAAUUCGAGUCUGUUCUGAACUUCCUUGGCUCAUGUUUCCAAGAAGAGUGAAGUCCCGCUUCCUCUGCAAGGGUCUGUCGCAGCCCUGGGACGAGGUGCUGUGUGACUGGGGGCGGGGCAGGGGGCGGGGCCAGGCAGGGGCAGGACAGCUUAGUGUGUACACGUGGCCGCCUCGCGGGUCCCAGCCGUGCUCAGGCAGCCCCUUGGCUCCCCUUGCAGGACAAGGGCAGCCCACUCCUCAGUACAGGUUCCGGAAGAGAGACAAAGCGAUGCUAUACGGCAGGAAUAUCAUGAGGAAGGUGACCACACUCCCCCACGCGCUUGUGGGGAACACAGCUGCCCCCCGGCAGCAGGCGAGGAAGAGGACCAAGGUGCUAUCUUUGGCCAAGAGCAUCCUGCGUUUCAAGCAGGAAUACCCCACCCUGCAGCCAAAGGAGCCCCCGCCCUCCCUGCUGGAGGCCGACCUCAAGGAGUUCGAUGUGAAGAAUUCUCACCUGCCGUCAGAAGUCUUGUACAUGCUGAAAAAUGUUCGGGUCCUGGGUCACUUUGAGAAGCCACUUUUCCUGGAACUUUGCAAACACAUGGUGUUUGUGUAGCUUCUGGACGGGGAGUACGUCUUCCGGCCAGGGGAGCCAGAUACCAGCAUCUAUGUGGUGCAGGACGGGCGGCUGGAGGUCUGCAUCCAGGAUUCGCGAGGCCACCUGUGUAGGCUAGCACGCCGCGGAGAGAAACAUGGUAAUUCUUCCUGGAUAUCAUGUAAAGCAGCCCAUGUCCAGCGGGCCAGGCACUCAGCAUCACGUGAUGACCCUCGGCUCUGGGGAAGGCCCUCGUGGCCUGCCUGCGGGCAGUCGUGGCUUCCCGGUGCUGCCCCGUGUUUUCCGCCUGGGGAUGAGAGGAGAUGCCGUCCCGGGCAAGGUCCCAGGCCACGUGCCCCGCACCUGCCUGCGACCAGACAGCAGCCACAUCACCUUCCACUGCUUAGAGUGGUUUACAGCCACGGCAGUCUUGACACCGUGGGUCUGAGGCAGCGGCCCCCAACCUUUCUGGUACCAGGGACUGGUUUCGUGGAAGGCAAUUUUUGCAUGGACUGGGGAGUUUUGGGGGGAUGGUUCAGGCGGCUGCGGACCGCUACUGGUUGUGACUCGCUGAUUCACCUCUUGGGCGAGAAGAUCCUGGUCAGCCUCCAGCAGGGAACUGCAACAGCUGGGUGCCUGGGUCACCAGUUUGGGCUACAUGCUGUAGGGAGCAAGUGGGACUCGGGGAACCCUGCCAGCAACCUCUCCACGGUGGCCGUCAUGCCCGUGUCAGAGGAUGUGCCCCUCACCACCUUCACCCUGGAGCUCAAGCACGCCCUUAGCGCCAUCGGCCCUGCCCUGCUGCUGACCAGCGGCAACGUAAAACAGCACCUUGUCUCUGCUGCUCUGGACAGUAUCCACGAGCACCGGCUGUCCAGCUGGCUGGGGCAGCAGGAGGACAUCCACCGGAUCGUGCUCUACCAGGUGGACAGCACGCUCACACCCUGGACCCAGCGCUGUAUCCGGCAGCCCGACUUCAUCCUUAUCGUGGGCCUGGGCGAGCCAGCGGACUGUGAAGUUACUUCACUACACGCGUGUGCAGGGGUGUCUUCAGGGCACCACCUGGAAUUGCUGCUGAGCGGCAGAGGCUGUGUGUCUUCAGGUUCAGAGAGCUGCCAGACUGCAUUCCUGUUGUGCACUGGAGUCUCGUUGUCCCUUCGCUUUGUGUUCCCCACCUCCUUCCUCUGCCCCGUCGUCUGUUCUCAUUUCACGCUUCCAUCCCGGUCCUGGGACAGCUACAAACUCGUCAUCUCCGAUCUGGAGCGGGUGCUGGAGAGCGCAGCUGUGCGUGCCCAGAAGCGCCGGGAGGACGGGCCUGCGCCGGCCCGCACUGUGUAGCGGCUCAACCUGGGGGGCUGUUCCGGCCACCUGCACCCCUGCUGCCCUCGCCGCGUAACCAGGAGGAGCCUGCCCGAGAUGGUGGAGCCGUCGGAGCGGGUCUGCCAGAGGCCCCCGGACCUCCGCUCGGACUUCUCCGGCCUGGCGCGGGUGCUGACCAGCAACGCUGUCGCCUUGGUACCCGGGGGAGGGGGGCGUAGAGGCUGUGCCCAGGUGGGCAUCAUCCGGGCCCUGACAGAGGGCGGCAUCCCUGCGCACGUGCUCGCGUCCACCAGGGCCUUCACAGGCACCCUGUGCUCUGAGGAGUGGAACUACAGCCAGAUACGGAUCCGGGCCAAGCAGUGGGCUGAGGAUGUGAUGUCGAUGGUAAAGACCAUGCUGGACCUGACCUACCCCAUCCCCUCUGUGUUCGUGUUCUCGGGGGCUGGCUGCAGCAGAAGCAUCUGCAGUGUCUUCAAGGACAGGCAGAUCGAGGACCUGUGGGUCCCCUACUUCACCAUCACCACGGACAUCACAGCCUCUGCCAUGAGGGUCCACACAGAUGGCUCACUAUGGAGGUACGUGCGUGCCAGCAUGUCCCUGUCGGGCUACAUGUCCCCGCUCUGCGACCCCAAAGAUGGACACCUGCUGAUAGACGGGGGCUCCAUCAACAACCUGCCAGAUGUGGCCAGGUCAAUGGGGGCAAAGGUGGUGAUUGCCAUCGACAUGGGCAGCCGGGAUGAGACAGACCUCACCAACUACGGGGAUGCGCUCUCCAGGUGGUGGCUGCUGUGGAAGCGCUGGAAUCCCUUGGCCACGAAGGUCAAGGUGUUGAACAUGGUGGAGAUCCAGACGCGCCUGGCCUACGUGUGCUGCGUCCGGCAGCUGGAGAUGGUGAAGAGCAGCAACUACUGCGAGGACCUGCGCCCCCCCCACAACAGCUACGGCACCCUGGACUUCAGCAAGUUCGACGAGAUCUGUGAGGUGGGGUACCAGCACGGCCGAACAGUGUUUGACAUCUGGGGUCGCAGUGGCAUGAUGGAGAAGAUGCUGCAGGAUCGGUAGGGGACGAGCAAGGUGAAGGCGUCCAACGUGCUCACCUGCCCCAACGCCUCCUUCAUGGACCUCACUGAGAUCGUAUCACGUAUUGAGCCUGCCAAGGUGGCUGCAGCAGAUGAUGAGUCUGACCACCAGACCGAAUACAAGGAGGUGCUGCUGGGCAGCCCAGCCGACCUGGGCUCCGACUCAGAGGACGAGCCCUCGCUUCGGCAUCGGUACUCCCGUCUGGCUUCCCCUGAACCAUCCCAGGACUCCUCGCCCCCCUGGCCCUCUGACCAAGAUGGGUAGAGGUCUCUGCUCUGAUGCACCCUGCAGCCAGCAGCUCCUGUGGGUGGGUUUCAGAGAACCAGCUGGCGCAGCUCCUGCAGCUCUUCCCCAGCCUGCCAGGGAGAGCCUGCUGGGGCCCAGGGCCCUGCCGGCCGGUGUUGGAGUGUCUGGGGCCUCUCUGCGCCGGCCGCUCCUGGUGGGGCACUGGGUCCUGGCAUCCCCUGCACACACAGCAGUCCUGGGGGGCUGUGUCGGCCCCUGCGGGCCCCCUGAGGCCUCUGAGAUGUCAGAGCCCCUGAUGCUUCUGCUUAGCCUGUCAAUAAAGGUAGAUCUGAUUG
Aethalodelphis obliquidens (Pacific white-sided dolphin) is the source of this 3824-nucleotide messenger RNA. It is a transcript of the gene PNPLA7, whose product is annotated as patatin like domain 7, lysophospholipase. NCBI's taxonomy places the organism in Eukaryota, Metazoa, Chordata, Mammalia, Artiodactyla, Delphinidae. Gene Ontology annotation, molecular function: phosphatidylcholine lysophospholipase A1 activity. Gene Ontology annotation, cellular component: endoplasmic reticulum. The record is from RefSeq and is a predicted model, not a curated record. Gene Ontology annotation, biological process: lipid metabolic process.